AUGUUCUCACGUCUUGGAACGAGAGGAUUCAUGUCGAAAAUGCUGCUCAUUGAUCCAGACUGGCAGCACAAAGAUAAGGAGUUGCCCUCGAGAUUUGUGGUGAAGAUUCUCACUCAACUUGUGAUGCAGAAAAUAGGCGCUGAGAUGAACGAAACACAUGAUAUUGAUUUCGUAUUCAGUGAUCCAAAGUUCAUGGAACAGUUCGAAGCGAAGGCAAAGAGAGUACUGUAA
Messenger RNA from Cooperia oncophora, 231 nucleotides. The record is from the annotation of a GenBank genome assembly. Lineage: Eukaryota; Metazoa; Nematoda; Chromadorea; Rhabditida; Trichostrongylidae.